Messenger RNA from Melampsora larici-populina 98AG31, 933 nucleotides. RefSeq lists its product as uncharacterized. The transcript is spliced from 4 exons. The record is from RefSeq and is a predicted model, not a curated record. Lineage: Eukaryota; Fungi; Basidiomycota; Pucciniomycetes; Pucciniales; Melampsoraceae. Bases 1 to 933 code for a protein of 310 amino acids.
AUGAAUGUUUAUUUCCAUCUACGAGGUGUGGCCGGCCUUACUGAGGAUGAUCGGUCCAGGUUCAUGGGGGAGAUGAACUGGCCUGAGAGCUUGGAUCUCAAUGACGUUCGGUAUGAAGUGGUCGGAAGGGGUUACUGGGGGUUUCAUCAUUACUGGUGCAAGAUUGUGAGAUACGUAGACGGGGUCAGGGGGGUUUGGCAUUUUGACGACCGCAAGGACGGCGGCCGCGCUCAGCUUCUGGGUCGAGAUCUCGCCUUGAUUUCGGGCCCUCAACCUUCAACCACCAAGAUUACCUCAAAGAAUCCAGACGCCCCGGGUGAUAUGCCGUUUCUUUCGGGUGACAUGGAGGACAUCGACAUCGAAGAUAUCAAGGAGGACUUGCCCGACUUCCCUGUGGGCAAUGCGGUCUCCCCUUCGUUGCCAAGUGGGUUGGUCACGAGUCAGCGCUCAGUGACCAACGCCAAACUGGCUUUUACAGCACCAGCUUCUCCCGCGGUUGAUGAACUGGACGAAGAUCAAGCUCCAGCCGGAGCAGCAGGGGCUGUGGUUCCUUUGGCCUCGCAUCAAUCUUCACAAAGGGAUAAAGCCAAAGUCGCAUUCAGCCAUAGUGAAAAGGGUCCUUCGUCCUCAGCUCCACCUCGCGUCAGAAAGAUUGAUGACAACGAGGAGCAUGGUGAACCACGUCCAGCCACACAACCUGAAAAAGCAACAAUGCCCGAGGUGAAGGGUCCCUUGAGUGUCCGCCUGCGUGUGAACAAGCGCCCAAAGUCACAGUCUCCGUCCCCUCAGAAAGCUCCGAAGGCCAAAAAGGGUACCGCCAAGGGCAAGUCCAAGGCCAAGGUGAAGGAAGAUAAGGCGGGAUUACCAGUUGUCAAAGAGGAAGUUGUCGAGAAGAACGCCACGCCUCAGCCUAAAGGGAGAAAGAAGAAAUGA